AUGACAGGAGGCAUGUUUGAACUUUGGAUUCGUGAUCAAUUAUUACAAAUUAGUAAUGGUGGCAAAUUCUCUCAACACUUGUUGGGAAAAAUUGAAAUUCGUGAGGAACAACGUGUGGGGGACAGCGUGGCUAGUUUGAAUCCAUUCUAUGGUCAAGGAAUUACCUGUAUUUGUGAGUCAUUACUCAUUUUGGAUGAAAUUCUAAGAAGACCUCACAACCAUACAAAAUCUUCCUCACCAUGGACUGCAGAGACAUGUCAAGAAUUCCAGGAACGAGUCAAGAAUAUUUACAUGCCAGCCUACUUUUUAGCAACCACUGUGGAUUUACAACAUGAAGAAGCCAAAGGUGGAUCUUGGUGGUAUCGAACGAUAUUUCUCAAAUAUUUUGCUCCAGAUUUGAAACAAUUAGCAUUGGCCUCGAAAAUUGAUCCCUAUGUAAGAAUUACGUUCAAUCAGGUGAAUCACAUGAUGGAAGGAUAUUUAUAUAACAUGUUGGACAGGAAAUAUAGAUCUCGUUGCAAAAAUCCAGUGAAUCAUUGGUAG
Messenger RNA from Naegleria fowleri, 543 nucleotides. RefSeq lists its product as uncharacterized. The coding region runs from base 1 to 543 and encodes 180 amino acids. The transcript is spliced from 2 exons. Lineage: Eukaryota; Heterolobosea; Eutetramitea; Acrasida; Naegleriidae. The record is from RefSeq and is a predicted model, not a curated record.